Anopheles stephensi (Asian malaria mosquito) is the source of this 4685-nucleotide messenger RNA. RefSeq names its product phospholipase D2 (gene Pld). Gene Ontology annotation, molecular function: phosphatidylinositol binding; D-type glycerophospholipase activity. Gene Ontology annotation, biological process: intracellular signal transduction; cell motility; phosphatidic acid biosynthetic process. The coding region runs from base 319 to 4233 and encodes 1304 amino acids. Lineage: Eukaryota; Metazoa; Arthropoda; Insecta; Diptera; Culicidae. The record is from RefSeq and is a predicted model, not a curated record. The transcript has 9 exons.
GCGUGGAAAAUGGUCGUCAUUAUGAUAAGCGUAACUGCGCGGGGACGCUCACCGAACGGUGUGUGUCCUCAGGUAGGUCUUAUCAGCGCACACUCCGUACACCGGUGAUACCUGCGGGCCCUUGCGUUUGUUUUCAUGGGUGUGUAGUAUUAUUUUGGCUGCCGGUACGAUCGUACGUGCCUCUGGUCAGUUCGCGCCUUUCACCGACCGGGGCUGGUACCGGCCGCUCAUCAAUCAGCCGUGCGCUGCAGUGUGCAUUAGUGGGUAGUGUUGUGUUGCAGCUCUUCAAUACCCGGGCAGGAUCAAUCGGGGAUCAAGAUGGAUGCCAACUUCAAGCGAAAAACGAUCCAUCGCAGCAUCUCGCUGCUGUUGCGUGACAUCGAUCAGAUGUCGCUGAGCGAAAUCGGCACCUCCAAUCCGGCACUGAACUGCGACGAUACCGGUGCGGCAUCCGAUUCGACUGCACGCAUCGAUCAUGCCACCGGGUGCCAUCCGGCCGACCGGAAUGCGUAUGGCGAGAGCGGUGAUGGGGCAGGCCCUGGAGGUGGUGGAGGAGCAACGGGACAUCACCAUGAUGCCAGCCUGGCCUGCUACUCGAUCCGUAGCGAGCCGGAGGAGUACGACGAAAAUUUGGACGCCCCAGAUUCGGUGACGUACCUAUCGAUCGGUGGCAACAAUCCGGUGCUGGUGAUACGGGAAAGCGAUGCGGACAGUGUCAGCCCGGCAUCGGAGAUCCCGUACAGCUACGUGUACAAUGCGCCGGUCAAGUUCGAUUCCAUGCGUCGCCACAUUUUUAUUCCGGGCCUGGAGAUCAUCGUGGAAAUCGUUGACUACGAGCGUAGCCUAACGUCGCACGUACUUAAUCCUAAUCUAUAUACGGUGAAGCUCACGCACGGCCCAUUUUCGUGGACCAUUCAGAAGCGAUACAACCACUUCAGGAAUCUGCAUCAGCAACUGACAACGUAUAGGGCCUCGCUGCACAUACCGUUUCCGACCAAAAGUCACAAGGAGCGGAGGGAUAGCUUUCGGAACAUGCAUACCGUGCAUCAGGCGACGGCAUCGCCCGCCAUGCAGCAGAAGCUUGGGAAACCGUUGAAGAAGAUCAAGAAAAAUGCGCUGCCACGGUUCCCGCUCAAGCCGGACUCGCUCGUUUCGUUCGAUGCUAUCCCGCAGCGGAUCAAGCAGCUGGAGGAGUAUCUGUACAAUCUGCUGAACAUCUCACUGUACCGUAACUUCCACGGCACGAUCAACUUUCUGGAAGUGUCCCACAUUUCGUUCAUUUCGGCGCUGGGCGAAAAGGGAAAGGAAGGACCGAUCAAGAAGCGUACCGGGUCGACCCGGCCCGGCCAGUCGGGGUGCAACUUUUGCGGUUGCCUUGCCGGUGGGUGCUGUGUGCGGUGCAGCUACUUUUGUACCGAUGUGCUCUGGAGCAAGUGGCGCAACCGGUGGUUCUUCGUGAAGGAAACAUGCUUUGGGUACUAUCGGCCGAAGGACGGUGUGCUGCGGUGUGUCGUACUGUUCGAUCAGGGGUUCGACAUCUCGUCCGGCAUGUACAGUACGGGCAUGCGCAAUGGAUUGCAGAUAGCGACCAACUCGCGGUAUCUCGUAAUCAAGUAUCCCACGCGCCGGAUGGCCAAAGAGUGGAUGACGCACAUGAAGCGGGUGGCGAACGAAAGUGCACGCGAUUUUACGCUGCCCAACCCGCACCAGUCGUUUGCGCCGUCCAGGCCCGGGGUUCAGGCCGGGUGGUUUGUGGAUGGGGCAGGGUAUAUGAGUGCGGUGGCCGAUGCACUGGAGGGUGCGACGGAAGAGAUUUUCAUCACCGACUGGAUGCUCAGCCCGGAGAUCUACAUGAAGCGGCCGGCGAUCGAUGGGGAUUACUGGCGGCUGGAUAAGAUUCUGAAGCGCAAGGCGGAGCAAGGUAUCAAGAUCUUUGUGCUGCUGUUCAAGGAGCUGGACUUUGCGCUCGGCAUUAACAGCUACUACAGCAAGGCGAAAUUGGUGGAGCAGCAUGAGAACAUAAAGGUACUUCGACACCCGGAUCAUGCCCGAGCCGGGAUACUGUUCUGGGCUCACCACGAGAAGCUCGUCAUCAUCGAUCAAACGUACGCGUUCGUGGGGGGAAUCGAUUUGUGCUACGGCCGCUGGGAUGACUACCAGCAUAGACUGACCGAUCUCGGAAGCAUUUCCUCGUCAGCGAACAGCUCCGCGAACAAUACUACCACCCGCAAACCGUCGACCGUGGUCGAACUGGACGAGAAUGGUUCGGUGGCGAAUCUGCUCAAAUCUAGCAAAAAUAUAGCCAUUGCAACGGCAGUCGAUCGUCAGUCUACCGGAUCCGUGGCAGCGGCCGCCCAGCAAUCCGACAACGCCACCUCCACCAAAUCCACCAAAGAUGGUACGUCUAAUGGCAAGCAGAAGCUCGCACACCACAACCCGGACGCGCCGGCUGCGAUGGGCGAACCACCGGACAAGUUGCUGCAGGCAGCCGCCCAAGCACUCGGCGAUCAGCAGCUACCGGCGGAGGAAAGGGACGAACUGCCCGAGAACAUCAAGCAGAACACUCCCGAGAUGGAGCGGCGAAACAUAAUGGGUAUGAUCAAGGAUAUGGGCCGCGAUCUGAAGAAUCGCAUCACACUGUCCGAGCAGCCGGAGCAUCCGCCCGGCACGGAUGUGCUCACUGCCGGCGGAACAAUCGUGAUGGGUGGUGGACCGAAGAGCAACAUCGGCAGCCCGGUCUAUCUGUCGGAGGAGGAACGGCGCAAGAAGCAGCUGUACGGUGGCGAUAAGGGUACGCCCGUGAAGGAUAUGGUCAGUCCGCAACCGUUCAAAAAUGCGGCCAUCUUUGAGCUGGACGGGCAGGCGAAGCUGUGGAUCGGCAAGGACUACAUUAACUUUAUCGUGAAAGAUUUCACAAACCUCGACAUGCCGUAUGUGGGUAAGUAUGCCGGUGGGGCUAAAGGCGUUAAGAGAGAUAUAGACUUGGUCGACCGAUCGACGACGGUGCGCAUGCCGUGGCAUGACGUAGCAACGGUCGUGCUGGGGCAAGCUGCCCGGGACGUGGCUCGCCACUUCAUCGAACGGUGGAACGCGGUCAAGCUGGAGAAGUGCCGCGAAAAUGCCAACUACCCGUACCUGCUGCCAAAGAGCUACAAUGACAUCCGCGUAGACAGUAAGUUCCUGAAUGUGCCGCUCCACCACGUCACCUGCCAGGUGUUGCGCAGCGCGUCCAGCUGGAACUGUGGUUUCAUCGAACCGGACUACGUGGAGCAGAGCAUCCACGAGGCGUACGUGCAGACGAUUUCCAAGGCACAGCAUUACAUCUACAUCGAGAACCAGUUCUUCAUCAGCAUGGAGCUCGGCAACAGUGUGGUGAAGAACCAAAUAUCGGAGUAUCUGUUCAAGCGGAUCGUGCGCGCGCAUCGGGAGAAGAAAGUGUUUCGGGUGUACGUCGUGAUGCCACUGCUGCCCGGGUUCGAGGGAGAUGUCGGUGGGUCGUCCGGAAUCUCGCUGCGUGCUAUUACCCACUGGAACUAUGCGUCUAUUUCGAGGGGUAAAUCAUCACUGCUCGAGCGGUUACGAGCGGCCGGUAUUCAAAAACCUUGUGACUACAUAUCGUUCCACAGUCUGCGCACGAACUCGACGCUCAACGGCAUGCCGGUGACGGAGCUGAUUUACGUCCAUUCGAAGCUGCUGAUCGCAGACGACAAGGUUGUGAUCUGUGGUUCGGCCAACAUCAACGACCGCUCGCUGCUGGGCAAGCGAGACUCGGAAGUUUGCGUUAUGAUAACGGACGAAUCGUUCGAGGAGGGUCGUAUGAACGGUGAAUCGUACCCGUGUGGCGUGUAUGCGGGCAAGCUGCGGAAGUUUCUGUUCCGCGAGCAUCUCGGUUUGCUGGAACCGGACCCAAAGCGGGACCCGAUCGAUGUAACCGAUCCGGUAAUUCACACGUUCUGGAACGACGUUUGGCGACGGACGUCCCGCCGCAAUACGCUUAUCUACGACGAAGUGUUCCGCUGCAUUCCGUCCGACAAUGUGCAAUCGUUCGCCAUGAUGAAGCGGUUCCUGGAGGACAAGAGUUUGCUACAGUCUAACCCGGACGGCAUUCAGCAGGCCGUGGCAAGGAUCGAGGGCUAUCUGGUCGAUCUGCCGCUAAAGUUUCUGUGCAACGAAAUACUUACUCCGCCCAACACGAGCAAGGAAGGUUUUAUGCCGACCUACAUGUGGACCUAACCGAGGGAUCGUGCCCGGCUUUCGUGCUGUUACUGUGCAUUCCAACCAAGCCGUCAAUCGUUACGUGUUAUAUGUUUGUAAUGUGUGUGUGUUUUUUUUUUAUAUCGGUAUUUAUUUGCUCUCGUCUUACGUAUAACAAGCUAUGUGAACAAAGGACCAUUUUUUAACCUAUCGAGUGCACUUUUGUGUAAGCAAACAAUUCCUUGACGCGUUAGUCCAGUACUUACGGUACAUCACGAAGCGUGUAUUCUGCCGCGCCGGUACAGUAUACACGUUAAAUGUUUUUCUGUUGUUGUUUGUCUGUUCUGGUCUUCCAUGUACCACCAUUUUGGCUCAAACUAUGUUCGGGUGCAAUUGUGAAACCAUGAUGAAGAGAUUAAAGCAAUUUGCAAAGCUCUGAGCAGAAGCAGUACAAGGUUCAAAACCGAAAAGAAAAUAUAGAAUUUUUACAC